This is a messenger RNA of Exophiala dermatitidis NIH/UT8656, 987 nucleotides long. RefSeq names its product MC family mitochondrial carrier protein. Bases 1 to 987 code for a protein of 328 amino acids. Gene Ontology annotation, molecular function: glycine transmembrane transporter activity. The transcript has a single exon. Lineage: Eukaryota; Fungi; Ascomycota; Eurotiomycetes; Chaetothyriales; Herpotrichiellaceae. Gene Ontology annotation, cellular component: mitochondrial inner membrane; mitochondrion. The record is from RefSeq and is a predicted model, not a curated record. Gene Ontology annotation, biological process: glycine import into mitochondrion.
AUGUCCCAUGGCGCCAGCAACAGCGUCCAUAAAUCCCGAAAGGCCCAUCCCACCUUCCACUUCUUCGCGGGCUUGACCUCUGGCGUUGCCAGCGCUGUGCUGCUGCAGCCGGCCGAUUUGCUGAAAACACGAGUGCAGCAGUCUCGGUCCUCGUCCCUGCGUCAAGUGCUACGAAACAUCCUCUCCGGUCCUCAUCCCAUCACCGGGUUAUGGCGAGGGACACUUCCGUCCGCGCUUCGGACGGGAUUCGGGUCCGCGUUGUAUUUCACAUCCCUGAGCUCCUUCCGGCAGAUCCUGGCGAAUAGCAGCGCCGCCGCGACAUCAGCUUCAGAAGGAGCAAGACUGCCUGCAACACGAAACACGAGCAGCUCCGUAUUGCCCAAGCUGUCCAACACGCAGAACCUGCUCACUGGGGCGACGGCGCGCGUCUUUGCGGGCUUCAUUCUCAUGCCAGUGACGGUGAUCAAGGUUCGCUACGAAUCGGACUUGUAUGCCUACAAAUCGAUCGCCUCGGCUGCGCGCUCGAUCUACGCCCAGGAAGGGAUUAAAGGCUUUUUUUCGGGCUUUGGCGCGACUGCAGUCCGGGACGCGCCAUAUGCCGGCCUUUACGUCCUUUUCUACGAGGUCUGCAAGAAAGACUUGAACAAAUUACUCUACGGGACCGCGGAUCAUGCGUCGUCCGCGACCUCGGCUACCAUUAAUGCCUCGAGUGGUGUUCUGGCGGCGGGCCUGGCCACGACGUUGACGAACCCCUUUGAUGCGGUCAAGACGAGGCUCCAACUCAUGCCGCAGAAGUACGGAAAUAUGCUGAAAGCAAUCAGAUUGAUGAUAAAAGAGGACGGUUUCAAGAGUUUCUUUGACGGCUUGGGGCUCAGAAUCGGGAGAAAGGCUGUGAGUUCAGCACUGGCCUGGACGGUAUACGAAGACUUGAUCGGACGGGCAGAACGGUUCGUGGCACGAAGUGAGGAAAAGAAGGCUGUGGUGUGA